UGCAUGACUUGAUCCAAUUGAUGGGUAUGGAUAUUGUGAAACAAGGAUGUGAUGAUGAUCCCGGGAGACGCAGCAGGCUAUGGGUGUAUGAUGAUGUUCUUGAUGUUCUAUCAUGCAACAUGAGAGAUUGUGCUGUCAAAGCCAUAGUGUUGGAGUUACCUAAGCGGACAGAGAUAUGUAUUGGUCCCGAUGCUUUUACUAAACUGAGAAAGUUGAAAUUGCUUAUCUUGCGCAAUGUUUCUUUCCAAGGUCCUGUAUGUCUUCCUAAUCAGCUAAGAUAUUUGGAAUGGGCUGGAUGCAUUCCCUGGAUUCCAGAAUUUUCCUCUGGUCCAAAUAAAUUAGUGGUACUUGAUGUCAGCGGAGGCAGAAUGCUGGGAGAGCCAAAACAAUUUGAGGUGAGCAUAUACCUACAUUGACAUUUUUUAUUAUCUAACCUCAUUUCUGCAUGGGUAGGCGUGUUAUAUGUACGAGUACACCACAGGAAGUGGUGUUCCUCUGUUUUAGAAACCAUUUCACCAUUUCUCUUCAAAUGACUGUAACUACAGGCGUUAGAAACUUUUUUAAGUGCAGCGAAAUUGGGAUUUGAAGAAUUAAGCGAACCAUUCUAAUAUUUAAUGGGAACAUUUUGUUGAUAAGACGUGCAAUACAACUAGAUGUUAUAAAUAUAUGUGAAAAGUGAAUGUUAUUUCAAGAUUUGUCAUGUGGUUGGCAUCCGCACUCUCAUUAUGUGACACUUCACUUUACUUUCUAAUAACUUCACAACAUGACCCAUGGCAUAAUUUUGCCAAAACUAUUUUUGUCUACUAAUGAAGAAUAGAUUUGGUUCAGGUAUUUCAAUUUGAGUUUUUUUGUGAGACAAAAUCAGUUUGGGAUAAAUGCGUCUACCUAUUUGAGAUUUUUAAUGGUAUCAUACCUAAUUCUUUUAAUAUUUGUCUAAAAUUUUUUGUAUGUAAUCUGUUUUAUACUAUGUGGGUAUAUAUUAUUCAGUUCUUUCGAAGAAAAAAUGUAAAAUGUAUGUUGAUAGGAAUUAUGUUUGGUUAAGCGAUCAUAAAAACUAAAUUGCUGGUUAAAGCGUGCUCGUGAGUGUGCCAUGCGGCUUAAUCUCGACCAUCAAAAAAGCUUUACCCAUGUAUAUGUAUUAUGAUUACUGGGUAAAGUUUCUAACUGUUCAGUAAUUCCUCAAUCCGGUAUGUAAUUCUCACAAAAUUAACUUAUAGUAACUUGGAAUAAAAGCAACCGGAAUAGUAGGUUUCAAGUCG
Molecule: messenger RNA, 1259 nt
Organism: Rhodamnia argentea
Lineage: Eukaryota; Viridiplantae; Streptophyta; Magnoliopsida; Myrtales; Myrtaceae
Product: disease resistance protein RPP2B-like
Exons: 2
Coding region: 21-416 (131 amino acids)
Biological process (GO): defense response
Source: RefSeq, a predicted model, not a curated record